This is a messenger RNA of Apodemus sylvaticus (European woodmouse), 870 nucleotides long. Its product is annotated as STAM-binding protein-like. NCBI's taxonomy places the organism in Eukaryota, Metazoa, Chordata, Mammalia, Rodentia, Muridae. Gene Ontology annotation, molecular function: K63-linked deubiquitinase activity; metal-dependent deubiquitinase activity; protein binding. Gene Ontology annotation, biological process: protein K63-linked deubiquitination. Bases 1 to 870 code for a protein of 289 amino acids. The transcript has 8 exons. The record is from RefSeq and is a predicted model, not a curated record. Gene Ontology annotation, cellular component: endosome; cleavage furrow.
AUGGUUGUCAAGAAAAAUAAGCAAGGUGGGAGCGAAACAGUGGUGCCUUCAGCAAAGGAAGCCUGUGAUGAAGCAGCUCAAACAACAUCACCAGCUGCCAAGGAGGCUGCAGAAACCGGCACCUUAGAAUGUCCAGUUGAGAAGGGCAGAGGCCUGCGCCAGGUGGUCCUCCCUCAUGAUUUGUGCGAUAAAUUCCUCACUGCAGCAGGAAUGAACACCAAGAAAAAAAUAGAGACAUGUGGUGUUCUAUGUGGAGCCCUGGUUGGGGAGGAGUAUCACAUCAGCCAUAUCCUCAUUCCUGUCCAGGAAGGAGGCCCAGAUUAUUGCUGUGCAAAGCAUGAGGAGGACCUCUUCUUUAUUCAAGAAGGACUGGGACUUAUUACAUUAGGAUGGAUACAUACCCAUCCAACCCAGACAGCCUUUUUGUCAAGUGUAGAUGUACACACACAUUUUGCAUACCAAACGAUGCUCCCUGAAUCCAUAGCUGUGGUGUGUGCUCCCAAGUAUAAACAAAUUGGAAUUUUCACACUGACACCUACUGGACUACAAGAAAUAUCCGAUUGUCCACGGAGAGGGUUUCACACCCACAGACAGGACACAGCUCUCUUCUGUGUAUGUAUCUUUGUACAACACCACGCUUCACAGAGAAUGCAAAGCAGCAGUCAGAUGUCUACCAGACUCAGUUCAUUUCUCUAUGUACCAAGACUGAACUGUGGUUUCUUCAACAAAUUGGACACGGAAGGCCUCCGUUCUCUCAUUCAGCUUGGGAAAGAAAUACCAAUGCUGCCAUUACCCUUAGCAAGGCUGGAUUUUUAUAGACUGAUUUUUAGAGCGGCUGUUCAGAACAGACUGCUUCUGGAACGCAUGUAG